UAGACUGCUGCACAAACACUGACAGGAGGAGGAAGAGCAGAAAGAAAAAGCAAAGGUCUCUGAAGGAAAUUCCCCAACUCAGUCUAGACCAAUAAGCAUUGAGAGGCUGCACCUAAAGGCGUGUCUGAGACACACGACUAAAACACUGGAAGUUUGUCCUUGCAGCAGCUUAUCUUGAAGCUAGACAGAUAACUCCUGCAAAAGGGUUGGACAGCUCCAGUGUUUUCAGUGAGCAUGGACAAACCGGUGUGCCUGAUCGACACAGGCUCAGAUGGGAAGCUGUGUGUGCAGCAGGCGGCGCUGCAGGUCUUGCAGCAGAUCCAGCAGCCGGUGGUGGUGGUGGCCGUGGUGGGUCUCUACCGCACAGGGAAGUCUUUCCUGAUGAACCGGCUGGCUGGGAAACGAACAGGAUUUGCACUAAGCAGCAAUAUUAAACCCAAGACAGAAGGUAUAUGGAUGUGGUGUAUGCCCCAUCCCACUAAAGCAGGAACCACUCUGGUGCUGCUGGACACUGAGGGACUGGAAGAUGUGGAAAAGGGCGACUCAAAGCGUGACACCUACAUCUUCAGUCUGGCUGUGCUUCUGAGCAGCACUUUGGUUUACAACAGCCGUGGGGUGAUCGACAACAAGGCUAUGGAGGAGCUUCAAUAUGUGACUGAACUAAUAGAGCACAUCAAGGUCACGCCAGAUGAAGAUGCUGAUGAUUGCACUGCCUUUGCAAAGUUCUUCCCUCAUUUCAUCUGGUGUUUGAGGGACUUCACUCUUGAGCUGAAGUUGGAUGGCAAAGAUCUAACAGAGGAUGAAUAUCUGGAGUUUGCGCUGAAGCUGAGGCCUGGCACUUCGAAAAAAGUAAUGAUGUACAACCUUCCCAGGGAGUGCAUCCGGAAAUUCUUCCCCUGCAGGACGUGCUUCACCUUCCCAUCACCAACCACCCCGGAGAAAAGGUCCAUUCUGGAGAGUUUGAGUCCUGCCGAGCUCGACCCUGAGUUCCUGGAGGUCACCAAACGUUUCUGCAAGUUCGUCUUUGACAGGAGCGAAGUGAAGCAACUGAAAGGUGGACACACAGUCACAGGCAGAGUUCUGGGUAAUCUAACGAAGAUGUACGUGGACACCAUCUCCAGUGGGGCUGUGUUUUGUCUGGAGAACGCAGUGAUCGCCAUGGCCCAGAUUGAGAACGAGGCCGCAACGCAGGAGGGUCUGGAGGUGUACCAGAGAGGAAUGGAGAAGCUGAAGAGCUCCUUCCCCCUGGAGCUGGAGCAAGUGUCCUCAGAGCACCAACGCCUCAGCAGCAUGGCUACACAAGCAUUCAUGGCUCGAUCAUUCAAGGACACCGAUGGGAAGCACCUGAAGGCUCUUGAGGGGGAGAUGGGUAAGCUCUUUGAUGCAUACCGGAGUCAGAAUAAGCAAGUGGGACUGGAGACACACUGUGAUCUUCUCCUCUACAUGCGCUGUAAAGACCCUCUCAUUCUUCACGUCUACUUCUUCCCAGUGAAUGAUGCUCGCUCGAAAGAAAAAGUAGAGCAGAAUGAAAGAUCAAGUCUUCCGAUCAGCCAUCCCAGACCUGACAGGCCGUUUCAGGUGAAAACUCCGCAUGUCCUCGAGGUUCCUGGAGCAUCUGUGUAUCCUGAAGAGGGCAUCUCAUUCAGAACAGACGUCGAGCCAAACUUCUUCAAGGUCAGGAAGCUGCAGGUCGAUGAUGUACAAAUGAAUCUCGUCCGACAGAAAGACAAGAUGUCUGUGUGGACGACCACUAUUUGGAAAGAAGAGUUCGUCCACUUACAGCAAGUCCGAGAUGAGCGGAAACUGAACUCAGAGAUUGAAAAGAAUGAUUUCUUUAAUGCACACAGAGUGGCUUUCAUUGAAAGAGUUACGAAUGUGAAGAGCAUUGCAGAUAAACUUCACGGCCAGAGAAUAAUUCAUAAAGAACUGUAUUCUGAAAUCACCCAGACUAAUGUAACCCGUCAGCAGAUCAUGAGGAAGAUUUGUGACUCUGUGGAUUCCAGUGGGAGGAUAGCGAAAUGUAAAUUCAUUGAUAUCCUUCAGGAAGAGGAGCGCUGCCUGCUUGAAGACCUGAAACAGUCUGAAUCCUAGCUUAGUCUUGUGCUUUAGAGCAGGAACUGCCUCCAUUCUCAGCUAAACUAUGCUAAAGCCUGUUUGAUGCACGAGAGUCAGAUGCAUUGAGAUGAACACUGAACUGAAAUGUUAAUUCGGUAUUUUCUUUGCAAUUAACUGGAGAUUACUCAUUUAGUGGUAAUAUUCAUGCAAACUAAAUGAAUUAAUGAAGUUAACUAGAAUACUAAAAUGGUCAUCUUAAAGGGAUCAGUUGACAUAUAUUUAACAGUCUGUUAUUAAUUACUCCCCCUCAUAUUGUUUCACCUUUGGAACACACAGAUUACGUUAUUUCAGAUGAAAUCCAGGAGCUCUCUCAUCCUCAAUAAUCAGCAAGGGUCGUGAGACCUUGCACGUCUCCUUAUUAGAGAGGGGACAAGGGGAGUCAUGACUAGGCCCACACGGAAUCUGCGCAUGCAGAAUUCCACAGAUU
Molecule: messenger RNA, 2542 nt
Organism: Danio rerio (zebrafish)
Lineage: Eukaryota; Metazoa; Chordata; Actinopteri; Cypriniformes; Danionidae
Source: RefSeq, a predicted model, not a curated record